GUAACAGGAAGCCGGAAGUGUCUAUGUAAUGGUGGCUUGUCGCUGAACGUUUGCUUUAUUUUACAUUUUAGUGUGGUUGAUAAUUAUUACUUUUUGUCACUGCAAUGGGUCUCUUCGGAAAGACGCAGGAGAAACCACCUAAAGACUUAGUCAAUGAGUGGUCACUGAGAAUCAGGAAAGAGAUGCGAGUCAUUGACAGACAAAUUCGAGACAUCCAGAGGGAGGAGGAGAAGGUGAAACGCUCCAUUAAAGAUGCUGCCAAGAAGGGUCAGAGGGAUGUGUGUGUGGUCCUGGCCAAGGAAAUGAUCCAGUCAAAGAGGGCUGUAGGGAAGCUUUAUGCCUCCAAAGCCCAGAUGAACUCUGUGCUGCUGAGCAUGAAAAACCAGCUGUCUGUCCUGCGGGUUGCGGGAUCCUUGCAGAAGAGCACAGAAGUCAUGAAGGCCAUGCAGAGUCUGGUGAAAAUCCCUGAGAUCCAGGCAACCAUGAGGGAGCUGUCAAAGGAAAUGAUGAAGGCUGGCAUCAUCGAGGAGAUGCUGGAGGACACUCUGGAAGGCAUGGAAGAUGAAGAGGAGAUGGAGGAGGCUGCUGAGGCAGAGGUGGACAGGAUUCUCUUUGACAUUACAGCAGGUGCCCUUGGAAAGGCCCCCAGCAAAGUGAACGACCCCCUGCCUCAGGCGGAACCAGCCGCGGCCAAGGCAGCCUCAGAGGACGAGGCAGAAGAAGACCUCGAGGAAAUGCAGUCAAGGCUGGAAGCCCUGCGUAGCUAGAGGGGGAGUUACCAAACUGUUCGUGUACCGGAACCUUCCAGCUCCGAGUUCACACAGCCACUUCCUGUCAUCAGUAUGUUUGUGCCCUUUUCCACUCUGGACAGCAAAGCCGUUAACUGUGGAAAGCAGGACCGCUGCGUCGGCUGUUUUCCCUGGCAGUGAUGUAGGUGAUCAGUCCUUGGUACCGUGGUACUCUGUCUAUACCUUGUUUAUUUCCCAUGGGAUCCCUUCUAAAAUCAGCUG
This is a messenger RNA of Scleropages formosus (Asian bonytongue), 1010 nucleotides long. RefSeq names its product charged multivesicular body protein 3 (gene chmp3). The transcript has 6 exons. Lineage: Eukaryota; Metazoa; Chordata; Actinopteri; Osteoglossiformes; Osteoglossidae. The record is from RefSeq and is a predicted model, not a curated record. Bases 105 to 767 code for a protein of 220 amino acids. Gene Ontology annotation, biological process: vacuolar transport.